AUGUCUCUGCCAAGCCGACAAACAGCUAUUGUGAACCCCCCUCCACCAGAGUACAUCAAUUCUAAGAAAAGUGGGCGGCUGACAAAUCAACUGCAGUAUCUACAAAAAGUUGUCCUGAAGGCCUUGUGGAAGCAUAGCUUUUCUUGGCCUUUUCAACAGCCGGUGGAUGCCGUGAAACUAAGGUUGCCUGAUUAUUAUACCAUUGUAAAAAAGCCAAUGGAUUUAAAUACAAUUAAGAAGCGGUUGGAGAAUAAAUAUUACGCAAAGGCUUCAGAAUGUAUAGAAGACUUCAAUACAAUGUUCUCAAAUUGUUAUUUAUACAACAAGCCUGGAGAUGACAUUGUUCUUAUGGCACAAGCUCUAGAGAAGUUGUUUAUGCAGAAGUUAUCUCAGAUGCCACAAGAUGAGCAAGUUGUGGGUGGUAAGGAAAGAAUAAAGAAAGACAUUCAGAAUGUACCAGUUUCUUGUGGUAAAGAAAAACCAUCCCCCAGAGCAACAGAAAAAGUAUUUAAGCAGCAAGAGAUUCCCUCUGGAUUUCUAGAGGCAUCUGUCCCUCCUUUAAACAUGGUGCAUGAAGCUCCACCUGACGCUGGCUCACAAGCUGUGGUCCAAGUUUCAAGGGGUGUGAAGAGAAAAGCAGACACAACUACUCCUACAACUUCUAUAGCUAAAGCAAGUACUGAAUCUUUUCCGACACUUAUAGAAAAUAAAUCAGCAAGAACACCUCCAAUAAAAGAAAGCAUGCUGAAGAAUGUUUUGCUGGAUUCUCAACAACAAUAUAAAGUUGUAAAGAAUGUUAAAAUAACUGAACAAUUAAAGCACUGUAGCGAGAUUCUUAAAGAAAUGCUUGCAAAGAAACAUUUAUCAUAUGCAUGGCCCUUUUAUAAUCCUAUUGAUGCUAAUGCUUUGGGACUCCAUAACUACUGUGACAUUGUCAAAAACCCAAUGGAUCUUGGAACUAUCAAGGGGAAAAUGGACAACCAAGAGUAUAAGGAUGCAUAUGAAUUUGCUGCCGAUGUUAGAUUAAUGUUCAUGAAUUGCUACAGAUGCAACCCUCCAGAUCAUGAAGUAGUGACAAUGGCUCGAACACUUCAGGAUGUUUUUGAAAUGCAUUUUGCCAAGAUCCCGGAUGAACCUGUUGAGACUACAACUUUCUGUCAGCUCUCCACGGAUGCUCCAGAAACCCACGGCAGAGAAAGCAGUAGUGAGGUUUCCUCUGAAGACAACUCUUCUGAUGAUUCUGAAGAUGAACGAGUUCAGCGCCUUGCAAAGCUUCAGGAGCAGCUCAAUGCUGUUCAUCAACAGCUACAGGUUCUGUCCCAAGUACCUUUCCAUAAGCUAAAGAAAAAGAAUGAGAAGUCUAAAAGGCCUAAAAAAGGAGAAAAGGUUAAUAACAGAGAUGUAAAUCCAAGGAAAAAUUUUCAGCAAAUGAAACAAAAGGAAAUGCCUAAGAGCAACCAACCAAAGAAGAGGAAACAGCAGGUUCCUCUGAAAUCUGAAGAUGAAGAUAAUGCGAAGCCUAUGAACUAUGAUGAGAAAAGGCAGUUAAGCUUGGAUAUAAAUAAACUUCCUGGAGAUAAACUCGGGCGAGUAGUUCAUAUAAUACAAUCUAGAGAACCCUCACUAAGAAAUUCCAAUCCUGACGAGAUAGAGAUAGACUUUGAAACCCUGAAAGCAUCGACUCUAAGAGAACUGGAAAAAUAUGUUAUGGCAUGUCUAAGAAAAAGACCACUAAAACCUCAUGCUAAGAAAACAACAAAGUCCAAAGAAGAACUUCAUGCACAGAAAAAACAGGAGUUGGAAAAGCGUUUACUGGAUGUUAACAAUCAAUUGAACUCUAGAAAACGUCAAGCAAAACCUGAGAAAGCACAACCAUCCAAAGCCAUUGGAAGCGGAUCCCGCCUGAGUGACAGCAGCAGCAGCAGCAGCAGCAGCAGCAGCAGCAGCUCAUCCGGGUCUGAAAGCAGCAGUAGUGAUUCAAGCUCUUCUGACAGCAGCGACUCUGAACCAGAAAUGUUUCCAAAAUUUACUGGAGUAAAACAGAAUGAUGUGCCUCCUAAAGAGAAUGUAAAGCAGAUACAAUCUUCUGUGCAAGGUACAAUCUCUGUUGAACCAGCCCUUGCUCAGCAGAGCACACACCCAUGUGGAGCACCAGUGAAUCAUCACCAGCUGGCACAUGGUUACCAAGAGUCAGAACACCCACAUACUGCAGGGAACAUUGCACAUAUACAGAGUCAGCCUGCUUCAGGUGAUUCCCAACAAGUCUUAGAUGGCCCCACUGUGAUGCAUCCAUCUGGUGAUAAUGACACAAUGGUGUUAGAAUCUGAAUGUCAAGUUCCUGUGCAGAAGGAUAUAAAGAUUAAGAAUGCAGACUCUUGGAAAAGUUUAGGCAAACCAGUGAAAUCAUCAGGUGUACUGAAGUCCUCUGAUGAGCUCUUCAACCAGUUUAGAAAAGCAGCAAUAGAAAAGGAAGUAAAAGCUCGAACACAAGAACUAAUACGGAAACAUUUGGAACAAAAUACAAAGGAACCAAAAAUAGCUCAAGAAAAUCAGAGGGACCUUGGAAAUGGAUUGACACUAGAAUCUUUUGCAAAUAAGAUCCAAAGCAGAUGCCAUGGAGAAGAGCAGAAAGAACAUCAGCAGUCUUUGGAAGCUCAAGACAAAUGCAAGCUUUGGCUUCUCAAAGAACGUAAUUUAGCAAGAGAGAAAGAGCAAGAGCGGAGGAGGAGAGAAGCAAUGGCGGGUACCAUUGAUAUGACUCUUCAAAGCGACAUUAUGACAAUGUUUGAAAACAAUUUUGAUUAAAAUUCAGUUUUUAAAUUAACCAUCACCUUCAAAUGAAUGUUGUAAGAUUAAAAUGCAUAUGGUAAAAUAAUUGCCUUCAGACACCAAGUAUAUCAAUCUUAUAUUGUAUUUUGACUGCUCUAAAAUGAUUAAACAGUUUUCACUUACA
This is a messenger RNA of Castor canadensis (American beaver), 2953 nucleotides long. RefSeq names its product bromodomain testis associated (gene Brdt). Gene Ontology annotation, biological process: regulation of DNA-templated transcription; chromatin remodeling. Lineage: Eukaryota; Metazoa; Chordata; Mammalia; Rodentia; Castoridae. Gene Ontology annotation, cellular component: chromatin; nucleus. The record is from RefSeq and is a predicted model, not a curated record.